UCGCAUUACUAGGAUUUUAAACAUGACAUUUUUUUCCAAACAUGACAGAUUACUUUUAUUCAAGGACUAAACAACAUGAUACACCUAUUUUAGAAUUUGCUAUUUUUUUUCUAUUUAGGGUAAUUUCUAUAAAGAAUUUGAAUGGUUGGAACGGCCAUCGAGUGGCAUUCUUUGGGAACAUUAAUUAUCAACCCUAAUUUGAAGAAAUAGAAAAAGAAACGGAAGAAAAAAGCGAAGAAGAGGAUGACGACGUAAGACUGCCUCUCCUCUCUAGGUUACGUAUCUUUCAUCUACAGCAACUCUCUUUUCUCUCCCCCUUUCCCUUACUGUUGAGUGCCACAGCACUCCACUACCUUUUUCUCCCUCAGCUUUAUUCUCUCUCUAUCUGUGACUCUGUGAAGCAAGCAGGAGCUGAAUUAUGACUCUUGAAGAGUCCUUAAGAUCUCUGUCUUUGGAUUAUCUGAAUCUGCUCAUCAACGGCCAGGCUUUCAGCGACGUAACGUUCAGCGUGGAGGGAAGGCUGGUCCAUGCCCACAGGUGCAUCUUAGCGGCCCGCAGCCUCUUCUUCAGGAAAUUCUUCUGCGGCCCGGACUCCCCCGGCGCCGGGGGCGCGUCGUCCUCCCCGCCGGCGGCGGUGAUUCCGGUUAAAUCCGUCGGGUACGAGGUUUUCUUGCUCAUGCUUCAGUUCUUGUACAGCGGCCAAGUGUCUGUUGUGCCCCAGAAGCACGAGCCCAGACCUAACUGCGGGGAGAGAGCGUGCUGGCACACCCAUUGCUCCUCCGCCGUCGAUCUUGCCCUCGACACCCUCUCCGCCGCUAGAUCUUUUGGCGUUGAACAGCUCGCUUUGCUCACCCAGCAGAAGCAAUUGGCAAGCAUGGUGGAGAAGGCUUCCAUUGAGGAUGUGAUGAAGGUUUUGAUAGCUUCAAGGAAGCAAGACAUGCAGCAGCUUUGGACCACUUGCUCACAAUUGGUUGCUAAAUCUGGGCUCCCUCCAGAGGUGUUGGCCAAACACCUCCCCAUUGAGGUUGUGGCCAAAAUCGAGGAGCUCCGCGUUAAGUUCUCUAUUGCGCGGCGCUCUCUAUUUUCUCACCAUCACCACAACCACCACCACGACACAGGCUCGGCGGCCGAAAUGGAGGACCAUAAGAUCCGACGCAUGCGUCGCGCCCUCGACUCAUCAGACGUUGAGCUCGUCAAGCUCAUGGUGAUGGGAGAAGGGUUGAACCUCGACGAGGCGUUGGCCUUGCAUUACGCUGUCGAGAAUUGUAGCCGAGAGGUGGUGAAGGCCCUGCUCGAGCUUGGUGCGGCUGAUGUGGACUACCCGGCUGGACCCGCAGGAAAGACUGCCCUUCACGUCGCCGCCGAGAUGGUGUCGCCGGACAUGGUGUCUGUCCUUCUUGACCACCACGCUGACCCUAAUGUCAGAACCGUAGAUGGAAUCACGCCACUAGAUAUCCUUCGAACCCUAACCUCAGAUUUUUUAUUUAAAGGAACCGUCCCUGGGCUGGCUCGCGUCGAGCCGAAUAAGCUGCGGCUUUGCCUAGAGCUAGUCCAAUCAGCCGCCAUGGUCAUUUCACGUGAAGAAGGGAACAACGCCGCCGCAACCGCCGCCAACCAAACCUCAGGCGCCGUAUAUCAGCCAAUCAGCGAAGAGCAUACGCCCCACAUAAGCGGCGGCAAUAUGGGAAGCAGUCUAAACCUGGAUACCAGGUCCAUGGUGUACCUUAACCUAGGAGCCGCCGCUCAGCAUCAAAUGAACGACAGAGACGAGACCAGCCGCCGCCAAAGCCAGAGCCGAAAUAGCGGAUGCUGCAAUCCACCUUCAAUGUACCACCAUUCUCAUCAUCAUGAGUAUUGAGUGUUAUGUCUCGACUCUUUCAAUUCUGCUUACCUUCGAUAUACUUGAUGAAUGAAUUAAUUUAUUAAUUAGCCAUACUAUGCACGCUCGAAUUCUUGGGUUUUUGUCAGAUAACAUUCAUUAGCAAAAGAUUAGUGUAUUUCGUAAAUUAUACCGUGUUACCGGUGUAACCGGUACAAAAAACGAUGUCGUUUCCUUCUUUUUCAAAUGCUCAUGGAGCACUACGAAUCUUUUCUCUCUUUCCAC
This is a messenger RNA of Cuscuta europaea, 2104 nucleotides long. The record is from the annotation of a GenBank genome assembly. Lineage: Eukaryota; Viridiplantae; Streptophyta; Magnoliopsida; Solanales; Convolvulaceae.